ACCAUAUAACCAUAAAAGAGGAAAAUCAUAAAACUGCACCCUGUCAUUGUCUUUAGCUAUUGAAGUCACUUCCCCGGACAAGAGGAAAUUUAUUUUCUCAUAAAACUACACAGUAUUCGUUAAAUAAAUUCUCCGGAAUAUCCAGGAAGUAACAAAAAGUGAAAUGGAGUGUCCGAAUAUAGCAAAUAAUUGCCGAGCUUGUCAAGAUCUGAUACAAAAGGAGUCUCAGAUAUUCAUCUUUACCUCAAUGAAACUUCCGGACAUCUUCAUGGAAACCACGUCCCUGAACAUUGAUGAGAACGAUGAAUUACCAAAUGUACUUUGCCGAACCUGCUACGAUCGCCUUCUAGAUGCUUACAACUUCCGAAAAAUGUGUUCUGCUGCAGUCCUGCAGUUUCACAAAAUCCUAUCAAUGGAUGCUCGUGAGGAAAAAUACAUCCCACCUAAAGAUGUGACUGAAUCUCUGAUGUCUACAACAGCAGAUGCAUCUGACAUAAAUCCAACUCCAAUGGAUGCAAAUGGAUCUCCGGACAGAGAUGUUUCAUUUACUGAUAUGAUAUCAAUCGAUGAUGGCCUUCCGGGAGGAAUUAAGACUGAGCCUGGUGAUGAAGUUGUGAAGAAGAGAAGGACUUCACCUAAGAAGUCAAAAGACAAAAAGGGGUCAAAAGAAGUCAAGAACGAUCCUCCCAAAGAAGUUCCCAAUGAAGCUUCCAAAAAAGAAGAUGAAAGCAUUACCAAUCAGCUCACAGAGAGCAAGACACCUCAGAAGAGGAAGAGGAAUAACAAAGAUGUAAAAGUAUCUAUAUCUAAGUUCAAGUCUCUCGUUAAUAUCCACACAAAUGAGAAAAUCUGGCUUUGUGAUUCUUGCCCCUACAAAUCCAAUUUACGCCAAUGUAUCACGCGCCACGCGAAGUUAGUUCAUCAGGGAAUAAAGGAAUAUCAGUGUCACAUCUGCAAUAAAUCCUUUGGAGACUCGAGUAGUCUAACAUUUCACAUUAGGCUCCACACUGGAGAAAGACCUUAUGCCUGCGAUAAAUGCAAUAAGAAAUUCAUCAGAUUCACUCAACUGAAGACCCAUAUGAAUAUCCAUACAGGAGAAAGGGUCUUCCUUUGCGAAUUUUGUCCAUAUAAAAGCAUUCACAAAGUGCAACUUGAUCGACAUGUUAAGGUAGUCCAUCUGGGACUGAAGAACUUUCACUGUUCUCACUGCCAGGGAGCAUUUGGAACGAAAAUAGCAUUAAAAAUUCACAUGAGGACUCACACUGGAGAGAAGCCAUUUGCCUGCAGCGAGUGUCAGAUGAAAUUCAGCCAGAAGGUAACCCUGACCAAACAUAUGGAAACUCAUCUUAAGUAUAAGUCCAAAACAGAUACUGAAACUGGAUCCACAAAUAAGUCCUAAUCAGUAUAUUAAGAUUCCGGGUUAAUUAUGCUAUUCCGGCUAUUCGAAUGAAAAAUUAACAUGUUUUUUUUAGCACUUUACUGUUCUCAUAUGUUUCUGCAUUAUCGACUUUUCGAUUGGGGAAAACAGCCAAGACGACAACCAACAUAGGAAAAAGUCGAUAAUGCAGGACCAUUUGAGAACAGUACAGUGCUAAAAAAACAUGCUCAUUUUUCAUUGAGAUAGCAUCAUCAGACACUCACCCCACAACGAUUUACAUUUUCACUAAAUUAUUCCAAUUUUAAGUAAUGUAUUUGACGGCACCUUUAAUUCUUAAUAUUGCAUCUUAUUCCCAUUUGAAGUCACUCAAGAAUUCGCAUUUGGGUCAUGUUCUGAAUUGGGUUAUAUUACUCUAUUAUUUGAAAUGAUGAAUAAAACGUUAGAAUUGGCACCAAAAUAAAGUUAUAGAAACUUCGAGUACUC
This is a messenger RNA of Phlebotomus papatasi, 1861 nucleotides long. Its product is annotated as zinc finger protein 664-like. Gene Ontology annotation, cellular component: nucleus. Gene Ontology annotation, biological process: regulation of DNA-templated transcription. Gene Ontology annotation, molecular function: zinc ion binding; RNA polymerase II cis-regulatory region sequence-specific DNA binding; DNA-binding transcription factor activity, RNA polymerase II-specific. The record is from RefSeq and is a predicted model, not a curated record. The coding region runs from base 164 to 1399 and encodes 411 amino acids. NCBI's taxonomy places the organism in Eukaryota, Metazoa, Arthropoda, Insecta, Diptera, Psychodidae. The transcript has a single exon.